AUGGCUCUUAUCAAAUUUUAUCUAUGAUAUGAUCUAUGGUAGAGUCUUGUUAUCAUGUUACCUGAUUGUAGACGGAUCAAUGCUACAGACAAGACGACAUGAGACAGAUUUCUGCGCGCUGAAAAUACGCAACCUAGCGACAAUUUUACGAACCAUAGUCAGCUAGUAAUUUUGAAAGCACGUGGCUUUAUUGAAUUAUUUUGACGAUUUGAUUAAGUUGUUAAAGAUUCGGGAAAGUCAAGUUUUUGUUGUUUAUUAAAAAUGAGUGCUAAAACUAUUUGUAAUACUCCUUUUUUGUCUAUGAAAAAAAGAAAUGAUUAUUGCUGUGUACCACAAUGCACAUCUUGGUCAAAGAAAAACCCGGAUUUAAGUUUUUUUAUAUUUCCCCGUGCAAAUGAAAGGAAAGUACUUAUUCAUACACAGCAACGUUCGGAACUGAUGGACCGCAGAAAGGCUUGGAUUGUCAAAUUAAGAAUACUGAAGCCCGUUUCGAAAUAUAUGAAAGUAUGCUCCUUGCAUUUUACUGAUAGGGACUAUUUCCCAAGAGGUGUUACUUCUGACCAUCGUAGAAUAUUAAAGAGAUCAGCAGUUCCAUCCCAGAAACUUCCACGAACCCCAACUGUAUCAGCAUCCAAAUCAACAUCUGAGCCUUCGUCAAGUGGAAAAUAUCAAGAAGAAAUAGGGCUAUCGGAAUAUAGAAAUUAUCUUUCUACUGUACUAACAGAUGAUGAACUGAUAGCUUUAGAAGGCUUACUUCUGCUAUCUGGUGGCUCCGAAAUUUAUCCCAGUGGUUUGGAAUGAGAUAAGUCCAAUUAUUCUGAAAUGUGGCAAUCAAAAUUGAAAUUGCAAUGAUAGCCAACAUUUACAAUGGACAAGGAACAUGAAAAAGUUGGUAAUGGUCAGACAUAACAAAGGAAAGGAUUAAUAAUUUUCGAAUUAUUACAUAUGAGGAAAACUUGGAUGGAUACUUGUUUUCAAUCUGAAAGGAAUCAUCACCAUAGUUUGUGGAAACAUCAAUUUAUCAUCCCCAUGUUAUCUGCUGACAAUUUUUAACCUUUUAUUAUAUAAAAAUAAUAAUUGUGUUUAGAAGACAUUUUAACAAAUAAAUAAUUUAUCAAUUGAUUGUGUAUUUUUUUAAUUUAAAUCACCCAUUUUUGU
Harmonia axyridis is the source of this 1158-nucleotide messenger RNA. RefSeq lists its product as uncharacterized. Gene Ontology annotation, molecular function: sequence-specific DNA binding. The record is from RefSeq and is a predicted model, not a curated record. The coding region runs from base 262 to 801 and encodes 179 amino acids. Lineage: Eukaryota; Metazoa; Arthropoda; Insecta; Coleoptera; Coccinellidae. The transcript is spliced from 2 exons.